UGCACGCUUCUGGAAUGGCUCAGGACAUACGUCAACCGUGAUUGACUCUAUAAUUCAUUCCGACGACCGAUGCUGCCCCGCCAUGCGCUCCCCGCCGGCAUAGCUUCGGUCCGGGGAUGCUUCUGAUACGCGCUCGGCGCGCUUCAGCCUCACACGAAAUUUUCGCAGGAGAUGAUGCCCAGGAAAGCCGACGUGUUCGUGGGGUUUGUCGGGGAAGGUGGCACCGAGCGUCACGUGCUUGGAGGGGCACGAGUUGGAGCCAGUUGGAGCGUCAUAGUGCAGCACGUUUUCUGGGCUACUGCAGUCUUCCGAGUGUUCACGACGAGGUGAAAAUCCAUCGGCUGUUGGGGCGGCGAGAAUUUCCGUUCCGAGGCACGAGCGGCGAGAAUUGCACCCUUCAACCCCAUAGAGACGCGUGCGAUGCAUGCCCACCGAACCACGGCAGAUCUAACGCAGCUAACCAACCACUACGGGCGGAAUGCCAAACUGGACCCUUAGCCGCGUUUCCAGAACCCCAGAUCUCGCUCCGAUUGCUCAACGGCAGAUUCCCAAAACGGGGAGAAUUGCCUCAUGGUGCAGACUUAUCUUUGUUCGAGCCUACGACGGCCCUACGUAGUGCGGAGAGACCUCCACGAGUGGAUCUCAAAGAUGGAGACGAUGAGAAAUCUGACUCCAGGAAUUCAGGCUGGGCUUACUUCGGAAGUGAUGAUGUUUGCUAGUUCUGGCAAUACCAUGCUGCGUCGUAUCGAGGUACGGAAAGGAUAAGUACUCCUCUCAUCUUGUCACAUAUCGACACAUCAAUCAUACAAUCUCCA
Alternaria rosae is the source of this 815-nucleotide messenger RNA. RefSeq lists its product as uncharacterized. The coding region runs from base 117 to 719 and encodes 200 amino acids. NCBI's taxonomy places the organism in Eukaryota, Fungi, Ascomycota, Dothideomycetes, Pleosporales, Pleosporaceae. The record is from RefSeq and is a predicted model, not a curated record. The transcript has a single exon.